Molecule: messenger RNA, 5136 nt
Organism: Colletotrichum truncatum
Lineage: Eukaryota; Fungi; Ascomycota; Sordariomycetes; Glomerellales; Glomerellaceae
Product: hatpase c domain-containing protein
Source: RefSeq, a predicted model, not a curated record
AUGGACUAUUCGCGACUCAAGGCUGCUGCCUUGCAAGGCGCCGAGGACGAAGAGGCCGUCACUGUCGAUACCAGGGCCUUGAUUGACAAAGUUCUUGCAAGAUACUCGGGUGAAUGGACGACCCUGCGAGAACUCAUUCAGAACGCCGCCGACGCGCAAGCAACAACGGUCAAAGUCAAAUGGGAGACACUACCUUCGACUUCAGUUGCGCUUCCGAAUACUACAAACCGAUCCGAAUUACUUAAACAUGUCAUUGCGAAUCACACUCUGCGACGUCUUGUCGUUCAAAACGAUGGCCAGCCGUUCACAAAGACCGACUGGGGGAGAUUAAAGAGGAUUGCCGAGGGAAACCCUGAUGAAACAAAGAUUGGUGCCUUUGGUGUUGGUUUCUACAGCGUCUUUGCCGACUGCGAGGAGCCAUUCGUAAGCUCAGGCAACGAGGCUAUGGCAUUCUACUGGAAAGGGAACGCUCUCUUCACCAAGAAGUCAACAUUGCCCGAAGACCAGAGAAGCGGUGAUACCACAUUCGUUCUCGACUAUCGGAAUUCCACUACCCCUCUACCGAAUCUCCUAUCGGUCAGUCAGUUUCUCGCCACGAGCUUGACAUUUGUUGCCCUUCAACAUGUGGAAUUUUGGAUCGACGACUACAAGAUACUGGCUCUCCACAAGAAAACAUCGCCGAGCCUUGAGGUGCCUAUCCCGAGGGACCUCGAAACACGGACGAAGGAGGGGCUCAUGAAAGUCAGUUCCGUGGAACGCACUAGCACUCAGAUCGAUGCGGCUGUUAUGAGCGCAGCGGGUUGGAAGCCAAAGGCAGCCGCAGCCACCAAGACCUCUGAUUCGUAUGGCAUGGGAUCCGAAGUGCCCUCACUUCGGAGCUUCUUCUCCAGAUUGACCUCUUCAGCGACGCAGGCCACCGCAAAGGGAAAACAACAGAGAGAAGAGGCUGCAGCUCAGGAAGAGAUUAGCGAGGACGUGACAAAGAUUUCUACUUCGACCAUAUUCCUUCGUGUGACGAGUGCAGCAGUUAAAACCCAUGUGUCGACAUCCUUUGCAAGUGAGCUAGAGCGAGCAACGAAGAAACCGCCGCCAAAGACUACGAAACUAGCCAUCCUUACCUCGUCCUAUGACGAGACCAUGGCAUCAGAGAGCUCACGCUCUGCUACUAUAUCAAAGACGGUCGAUGUCUUCGCAUCAGUUUUGCCAAGCAAAAAGCCAGGUGGACGUAUCUUCAUCGGCUUUCCUACGACCCAAACAACCGGUGCCGGCAUGCACAUUUCUGCCCAAUCAGUGAUUCCUACCGUUGAGCGUGAGGCCAUUGAUCUCAACGCACGAUGGGUCAGGACGUGGAACAUCGAAAUGCUUCGAGCGGCUGGUAUCAUGACCAGACUGGCGUUCAUCAACGAGAUGAGCGAUUUAGACUCCAAGAUCAAGAGUACUGUUGGAACAGGAAUGAAACUGGCAGCAGCGGAUAUUGCAAAGCUGAUGCCUGAAGCACUUCACAUUCUUAAGACCUUCACAUUUACUGACUCCACACCAAGCGGCCAUGUUGCACAGAUUCUUGAGGAAUCGUUUUGGACUGCAUUCAAGAAGGCUUCUGUUGAGGUUUUCUCUUCCCGCGGUGUUUUGUCGAGCACAAAAGUCCGCAUCGGUUCGGACGAGCUCAGCAAGUUUGUUGAUACCAUUCCCGUCGUUCCCAAGGAGCUCAUGGAAAACUCGUUUGUGCGAAAGUUGAUCGACUUUGGGCUUAUUAGCCCCAUUACCGUGGAUGAUGUUCGAGCAGAACUAGAAGCUAAAGCGAUGAACAAGGAGCAACUGGUUAAUUUCAUUAGCUGGGCUGGAAAGAAAGCGCUCAAUGGGGAGCUAGACCCCCCUAGCAAAGCCCGACUUCUCGACGUUGCGGUUGCGACAGUCAGUGAGAAUGGUGAACAAGGCGACAUCAUCGCCUUGGGUACCAUCACGAACUAUCAAGCAGCGAACAAGAUUCCAGCGAAUCUUCCUAUCCCUCCGACGACCAUUCCUCUGGCAUAUACAAACACCUGCUCUGCCCCUGAAUUGCAAGCUCUUGGCUGGGAUCCUCUCGAGAUUGUGCCCUGGUUACGCUUUUUGAUAGAGACCAGUUCAAGCAAGUCGGACGACGAGAACCUGAAAAAGUCACCCAAAUUUGCAGUUCAAAUUCUAACGGUGUUAUCUAAAAACUGGGAUAAUAUCAGUCAGAACUCCAAAGCGACGAUCAUAACGCUUCUCCAGGCCCAUACUGUCAUGCCGACAAAGAUGGGCAUGAAGAAGCCAACUGAUUCUUUCUUCCCCAGCGUCAAACUUUUUGACGAUUUGCCUGUUAUCCAAGGCUGCCAGAGUUUGAAGGACAAAUUUCUUUCGGCGAUUGGCGUGCGCAAAACGGUCGACCUGGAUACUAUCUUCUCUAGACUACUGAGUCCUUCAGCCGAAGGUGGUGCGCAGAAAUGGAGCCAUAUGGAGCUCAUCAAGUAUCUUGCUUCGGUCAGGGAUGACAUUCCUGCAGAGGAUAUGAGGAAACUUAAAGAAACACGUUUCUGCCCUGCGGAGGCUGGUCCGAAAGGCAUGGAGCCCACCAAGGGGAGCACCCAACUUUACAAGGUCUCAGAGUUGUUCGAGCCAAAAGACACGCUGAGAGCUCUGCAAUUGCCAAUUAUGCAAUGGCCUGGCCCGCCUGGAAGCUAUAGGUCCAACAGCCAUGAGGGUCGGUUCCUCGCCAUCCUGGGCUUGCGUCCCUACCCGUCUGUCCCUGAGAUGGUUGACAUGAUGUCAUCCAAGGACGCAGAGCUGAGGGUUUCCGCGAUGACCUAUUUCAUUGCAAAUCAUCACAUAAACGGGUACGGGUCCUUCAACCUCGCUGACAGCCGUAGGGCUUUCCUGCCCAUUCAAAAUGAAAAUAGGCUGGUCCCACCGUCUGCUUGCUUUACGAAUGAGGGUGCUGCAGUCCUGGGCUUCGACAUCCUUAAGAGAGAGCUUCACGUACAUGCCAACAAGUUUGGUGUUGUCAGAGAUCCGCCAAUUGUUGAAUGUGUGUCGCGUUUGCUAGCCAAACCUCCACAGGAUCGUCAAAUGGCCGUCACUCUGUUCGAAUACUUUGCCUUGCGGCUUGGUGAUCUCGGAGAAGGCAGUUUGGCGAAAUUACGAGAUGCUCCCAUCGUCCCAGUCACUCGGCAAGCCCGUGAUGACAACGAGAAGUCAGGCUCUUAUGUUACUCAUGUGAGCCCUAAACGAUGUUAUUUGGGUAGUUCUGCGACUUAUGGCAACAUUUUUGACUUCGUUGAUUUCGGCACGAACGCCAACACUUUCCUGUUCAAGUGCGGAGCCAAGAAUGAACCUACAAAACCAGAAAUCGCACAUCUCGCAUGCAAUGAGCCAGCACGUCUUCUCGGCAUCCUGCAAAGCCCGGAUAAAUAUCUAGCGCUUUUGAAAUCAUUAGCUGAGAAUUGGGCAACUCUGAAGAGAGAUAAGGAGCUGGUCAGGAAGAUGAGAGCGUCUCCUUUCCUAUUGGCUGCUAAGGAAAUCCCGUCACCCACGCCGUCCAAGGAUAAGCUCAUUGACAUUGACGACGAUGACGCCCCAAUCAAGCAAUAUCAGCUCGCUACGGCCAGCCGGAUUGUCAUUCUGGACGAUAUUAUCAGCUAUCGCCUCUUCAAGGACUAUUUGAUUACAGCGCCCGAGGAGGAAGUUUUAGAAGAGUUUUAUUAUCAGCUGGGCGCCCAAAACUUGAGCUCACUUGUGGAGGAGGAAGUCAGGAUUGGUCCACAUGCAGAUAAGCAAGAUCGGGCGGCAAAGCUGCGGAAGCACGUCCUCGAGCGCUCCAAGAUCUUUCUACACGAAUAUUCAAACUACCGCCGAGACUACAUCAAACACGAUGCGAAGUGGUUGGAGAAGAGCUUACGGGUUGAGCUUGUGCGGUCUGUGGCAUUACGACGGUCUCUCAAGGGCCACAGCCAAUCCCAUACGGAGAAGAGAUCUGCGGCUAGUGCUCAGUCUGGCUCCAGCUGGAUUUUGUAUGUUACCGCCGAGGGACAGCCCGACAUGUACCAGGUCGGACAAGCCAUUUGUCAGCUCCUUUUGACAAGGCCUAAUCAGCAGGCAUACCUCUUCUUCGAGCCCUUCCUCACUCUUGACCUUCUUGGCUUGCGAGCCAGAGGAUACAAUGUAGAUCGUAUCUUGCGAGCAAAGGCCGCGGAGGCCAGGAUUGCCGAGGAGGAGCGCCGCAAGGCACUUGAAGCGGAACAAAAACGCAUUCAGGACAAAGAGCAAGAAUGGGGACAACAAGCCAAGGCGGCCGAAGCUGCUCGACAGGCGACUCGGACCCCGGAACCCGUCAUGCCAGGAUCGUUUAUGAAUGACAGUCCCGAAGAGUCGCACAAGCUACCACCUCCCCAGCAGCAAGGACGAAAGGGCAAAGGUCUCUUUUCCAAUCUUUCCCGCCGCUUUGGUUUCGAAAGCAAUGACAAUGACGAGGCGGAGGACCAGCUGCAAAAGUUUAUUGACAAGCCUCAACAGAGCCAUCAGCAUGGAGCUGUUGACCAACCGAGCGGGGGCGGUAACGGUUCUGACAAGAAGGACGACGGGCGUGUAACCAACCCCGCCACUGUUGGCCAGAACCUUCUCAACGCUAUCAACUCCACAAGAGCCCAUGAUUCAAACAGUGUUUUCUCACCCCCAAGUGUGAACGAGGUCAAAGAGCAAGCCACUUAUUGUGACAGUACGCCAGCACAGAACAUUGUGUUUGCUGCUGAGGCUUCCAACAGCAUGAAGGUGUUUGUUUCAAAGAACCUAUCCACUGAUGCCGGUCGCUUCUUGUCAACAUACCACGGCGCUAUUAACGCGUUCGCCUCUCUGCUCACUGAGGUGGGCAGCAUUUACUCGCUUUCUCCCCGAGUUCUUCAUAUUUUUUAUGAUGAAUCAGGCUCUACAAUCGCCUUCAAUAGCAAUGGCAGCAUUUUCUGCAACCUGCGUUUCUUCCUGCAGUUGCACGCAGACAAGAUCGGCCAAUCUCGAGCUAGUGAAGCAAAGGCUGAGUCAGCUGUGUGGUGGUGGGUUGUGAUUGCUCACGAACUGGCGCACAACCUAGUUCAACCCCACAACUCCGAUCACAGCUACUACACGUGA